Neofelis nebulosa (Clouded leopard) is the source of this 3398-nucleotide messenger RNA. It is a transcript of the gene ADGRD2, whose product is annotated as adhesion G protein-coupled receptor D2. The coding region runs from base 1 to 3342 and encodes 1113 amino acids. The record is from RefSeq and is a predicted model, not a curated record. Gene Ontology annotation, biological process: adenylate cyclase-activating G protein-coupled receptor signaling pathway; cell surface receptor signaling pathway. The transcript has 27 exons. Gene Ontology annotation, cellular component: membrane. NCBI's taxonomy places the organism in Eukaryota, Metazoa, Chordata, Mammalia, Carnivora, Felidae. Gene Ontology annotation, molecular function: G protein-coupled receptor activity.
AUGGGUGUGGACACCAUUGAAGGAACCCACUGGGGUCAGCCUGACCUCUUGCAAGGAGGUCCAUCUGGAGGCCACAGUGUGUGGAGGCAAGAGGACAAAGGUGUGGAGGACUCCAAGGUCAACCCCAGGGAUGUGUCUCAAGCUGGCCCCGCCCACUACUCUCGGGAGGAACAGUUCGCAGCGAGUGAGCCGACCGUAGGCGCCGGGCCAGACGAAGCAGUCCACAUUGGCCACACCUGUGACCCCUGCCUGCAGUCCCUCACUGGCCCCUGCUGGAUCCAGAAUGGCUUCCUGGUGCUACUGUCUCCUCUACCUCCUGCUCCAGUGGACCCCGGUGAGGUGGUGGAGACCCCAGGCGGGGUGUGCAGGUUCCCAGGGCAGCAGCUGAGCUGGUGGCAGGCUCAAGAGUCAUGUGAGCAGCGUUUUGGCCACCUGGCACUGGUGCCCCCAGCUGAGGUCCUUGCUCCACGGCUGCCCAACCCCAUCUGGGUGGGCCAAAGGGAGGCCCCUCUGCGGAGACCCCCCCAGAGGCGCGCGCUCCCCACGGCCGCGCUGGUGUUCGGCGAGCGGACCGCGGACAGGGCGGCGCGGCUGCGGACGCCCCUGCCCGCGCUGGGGGCGCUGACCGCGUGCGCGCACGUGCAGUGGGACGCCGCCUCGCCGGACGCCGCCGCGCUCUUCUCCCUUGCCGCGCCCUCCCUGGCCAACGCGCUGCAGCUGCGCGCCUUCGCCGAGCCGGGCGGCGCCGUGCACGCGGCGCUGGUGGUGCGCGGCCACCACGCGCCCUUCCGCGCCGCCUUCCGCGCCGACGGCCGCUGGCACCACGUGUGCACCACGUGGGAGCAGCGCGGCGGGCGCUGGGCGCUGUUUGCCGACGGGCGGCGGCGCGCCGGGGCGCGGGGACUGGGCGCGGGCCACCCGGUGCCAGCGGGCGGCAUCCUCGUGCUGGGCCAGGAUCAGGACUCUCUGGGCGGUGGCUUCUCGGCGCGGGAUGCCUUCAGCGGCAACCUCACCGACUUCCACCUGUGGGCUCGGGCCCUGAGCCCCGCGCAGCUGCGUCGGGCACGGGCCUGCGCGCCGCCACCCGGCGGCCUGCUCUUCCGCUGGGACCUGGGCGCCCUGGACGUCACGCCCUCGCUGUUGCCGCCCCUGCGGGUGCGCCUGCUCUGUCCAGUGCCCUCAGAAGAGUGCCCUACGUGGAACCCAGGAUCCGGCACCGAGGGCUCUUUGCUCUGCCUUCAACCACAUUUCUUCCUUUGCUGUUACCGGACAGACACUUAUCAGCGGCUGCAGGAUGCCCAGUCGUGGCCUGGCCAGGAUGUUAUCAGCCGAGUCAAUGCCUUGGCCAAGACCAUAGUGCUGCUUCCUGACCCCCUCUCUGAAGCCCCUGGACACCUGUCGCUGGCUGAGGCCUCCAGCUUCCUGGGUAUCCUGGAGAGGGUCCUGGCAAAGGAGUCAGCUCCACUGGGGCCGGCUGCACUGCUGGCUGUCGUGCACUUCCUAAAGAGAGUGACAGCCCUCGGGGCCGGGGAGCCAGAGCUCUUAACAGGGCCCUGGGAGCAGCUAGGCCAGGGCAUCGUGUCUGUGGCCAGCUUGGUCCUGGAGGAGCAGCUGGCUGGCGCGUGGCUCUCAAUCAGUGAGGUGGUUGGCGGACCCAUGGCCCUGGUGGCAAGUCUACAGCGCUUGGCGCCCCUGCUGAGCACCACGCUGACCCCUGGGCGGCCCCGAAUGCACAUCCAGCGUCGCUGUGUCGGCCUGGAGGUGCGGAGUCUACGCUUGAUGGAGGCUGGCACGGAGGGCUAUGUGUUCACGGUGCCCGGUGGGCAUCCGGAGGGGCCUGGCCACAUCCGCAUCCCCGCAGGUGAAGUGGAGCGCCUCCUCGGGAAAGGCCUCUCUGGAGUCACCGUGAUCCACAGCUGGUUCAGCUCGAGUGUCUUCCAGCAAACCCUAGGGGAGCCUGGCCUGGAGCCCCAGGCCCCUGAUAGCUCAGAAGAGGCAAGCAAAUUGCAGAGGUUUCUAAGCACCCAGGUGGGGUCAGCCAUCAUCUCCUCUGAGGUAUGGGAUGAAACCGGGGAGGUCAGCACGGCCGUGACCUUUCACUUGCAACACCAGACCCAGGCCUUCCCGCAGAAACUGGUGGAACCUGUCUGUGCCUUCUGGAACUUCAGCAUCAGCCCAGACACAGGGGGCUCCUGGGCCACUACUGGCUGCUCUGUGGCCACCCUGUACCGGGACUCUACUGCGUGCUUCUGCAACCACAGCACCAACUUUGCUGUCCUGUUGCAGGUGUAUGACGUCCAGAGAAGCCCCGAGGAGGAGUCGCUGCUGAGGACGCUGUCGUUUGUGGGCUGCGGAGUGUCCUUCUGCGCCCUGGCCACCGCCUUCUUGCUCUUCCUGGCAGCCGGGGUCCCCAGGUCAGAGCGAGCCACGGUCCACAAGAACCUCACCUUCUCCCUGGCCUCUGCCGAGGGCUUCCUCAUGGCCAGCGAGUGGGCAAAGGCCAACAAGGUGGCGUGUGUGGCCGUCACAGCUGCAAUGCAUCUCCUCUUUUUGGUCGCAUUCUCUUGGAUGUUGGUGGAGGGCCUAUUGCUGUGGAGCAAGGUGGUGGCCGUGCGCAUGCGCCCAGGCCCCAGGAUGACUCUCUACUACGCCACGGGCUGGGGCGUGCCUGUGGCCAUCGUGGCCAUCACGGUGGCCAUGUCCCCCGACGACUAUGUGGCCACUGGCCACUGCUGGCUCAAUGUGCACACGGACACCAUCUGGGCCUUUGUGGGGCCCGUGCUCUUCGUGCUGACUGCCAACACCUGCAUCCUGGUCCGCGUAGUGAUGGUCACUGUGUCCAGUGCCCGCCGCCGUGCCCGCAUGCUGAGCCCCCAGCCCUGCCUGCGGCAGCAAAUCACGAUCCAGAUAUGGGCCACAGUGAAGCCGGUGCUGGUCCUGCUGCCCGUCCUGGGCCUGACCUGGCUGGUCGGCACGCUGGUGCACCUCAGCCCGGCCUGGGCCUACGCCGCCGUGGGCCUCAAUUCCUUCCAGGGGCCAUACAUCUUCCUGGUCUACGCUGCCUACAACGGGGAGGUCCGGAAUGCCCUGCAGAGGAUGACUGAGAAAAAGGCAACAGAGGCAUUUAUGGUCUGCUCCAGCCCCAUAGGCCCAGGGUCCCACCCUAGGUCCCUUGGUCCCUGGGAGGUCUCUCAGAACAACCCUGUAGCCUUGGCUCCAGCCCGAAGACACUUGGCUAUUAGAGGGACCCACAGCCCCAGAAUCUCCACAACCUUCUCCUCCAUUGCAGAACCUGAGAGACCGGCUGUGGAACUGACAGCAUUCAAGGCAUCAGGUUUCUAGAGAGAGUGCAUGCGGACUUGACUCCAAGCCUCUGAAAGGCCCAACUGGGCCUACCC